This is a messenger RNA of Meloidogyne enterolobii, 1999 nucleotides long. Lineage: Eukaryota; Metazoa; Nematoda; Chromadorea; Rhabditida; Meloidogynidae. The record is from the annotation of a GenBank genome assembly.
AUGGGAAUCGACGACACUUUCUUCUUUUUAUUAAAUUUAAAGUGGUUAAGAAAGAAUUAUCGACGGAGAGGGGUUAUCUUGCUUUGGGUGAUUGGAAUUUUGGCAUUUUUGCUUUGUUGGGUAUUGCUAACUUUGUUAAUUUUGUUGGCACAAGAAGCUUUACUCGGCCCCGUUUUCUUGACAAAAUCCUCUUCCUCCUCUCUUUUAACAGUAGACCCAGAUUCUUAUGCUGGAAGGGGAGUUCAACUUUUGGUUGGGCAUUUCAAUGGAAAUUUGCCGGCAGAGAGAAGGGCUAAUUUAACUGAAGGUUUUUUAAAGACUUUUAAUUUGGAAAUAUUUAUAGACGAAUUGAAUAAAAAUAAUUAUUCGCCAAUUCCCGAUGCGGGCCAAAAUGGACACCCUGUGGAAUUGAGUCCUGAAGAGGAGAAACGAGCAGAGCAUACUUUUGGUAUUAAUCAGUUCAACUUGUUGGCCAGUGACUCGAUAGCAAUAAAUCGAACAUUGCCGGAUAUUCGUCGAAUUCAAUGUCGGGCUUAUGCUGAAAAGCUGCCUCCUAUUAAUAAAUUACCGGAUACUUCUAUAAUUAUUGUAUUUCAUAAUGAGGCUUUCUCUACACUUGCACGUACAAUAACAAGCGUCAUCAACCGAUCACCUCAUUCAUUACUGCGUGAGAUAAUUCUUGUCGAUGAUUUCUCAAAUCGAAAAUUUCUGGGGGCUGAAUUGGAACUCUUCUUACAAACUUUGCCUAUCAGAAUCAAGCUUAUUAGGGCUAAAGAAAGGGUUGGAUUAAUUCGAGCAAGGCUUAUGGGGGCACAAGAAGCUGUAGGGAAUGUUCUUACUUUUUUGGAUUCUCAUUGUGAAUGUACCCGUGGAUGGCUGGAACCUUUAUUGGCCAGAAUAAGGGAAGAAAGAAAAGCUGUUUUUUAUGUAGAUGUUAUAAAUGACCAGACAUUUGCUUAUCAAAAAGGAAUUGAAUUAUUUAGAGGUGGAUUUAAUUGGAAUAUGCAAUUUAGAUGGUAUGCAGUUCCAACUGAUAUGGCCAAGCAAAGACAUCAAAAAGACCCUACAGCAGCCAUUGUUUCUCCAACAAUGGCUGGCGGUCUCUUUAGUAUAGACAAACAAUUUUUUCAAGAAUUGGGUGCUUAUGACCCGGAUAUGGACAUUUGGGGAGGGGAGAAUUUGGAAAUGUCUUUUAGGGUAUGGCAAUGUGGAGGUAUUAUAGAAAUCCUGCCUUGCUCACACGUUGGCCAUGUAUUUCGACAUGCCUCUCCCCAUGAUUUUCCUAAAGAAAAAAGUUCUGGUAAAAUACUUAAUUCAAACUUGGCGAGAGUGAGUGAAGUAUGGAUGGAUCAGUGGAGGCAUUUCUUUUAUAAAAUAUCACCGCGUGGGUUUAUAUUUUUUUUAAUAAAAUGUAAAAAUUUUUUAGAAGCUUCUGCUCUAAUUCCUUCUUUAGAUGUUAGUGAAAGAAUUGAAUUACGCAAAAAAUUAAACUGCAAAAAUUUUAAUUGGUAUUUACAAAAUGUGUGGAAAGACAAUUUUUUACCUAAUGGACGCUCUGCACUUAUUGGCCGUUUUCGUCAUCUAUCCUCAAAUUCUUGUCUUUAUGGGCGCCCUUCAAAUCCGGGGAAGAGACAUCGUUUAACAAUGGGGACAUGCUCUUUAGGUUUUGAUAUAUGGCAGUUUUGGGUAUUGUCUUCGUCUAAAGAAUCAGAAGGGGUUAGAUUAAUGAGUGACGAACAUCAAUGUUUAAGUGCAGCUAAAGAACAAACAGAUAAUAAUGUUUGGAGAGUUCAAUUGAGGGAAUGUGGUGGACAUAGUAAGGGGAGAAUUGAUAAAGGGUUGGGUUAAAAAUGGGGAAAAGGAGGAAUUUUGGGGACGAGUUCCUUCGAUUCCUUUAAGGUCAGGGAUCUGAGGAGAGGAGGGGGAUUUAGAGUUUAGUAUAAAAUGGAAGAAUUUAUUCUUGGAACGGGAUAAGGGUGAAUCACCCUUCACUCUCUCG